Messenger RNA from Cinclus cinclus, 1422 nucleotides. Its product is annotated as ubiquitin-conjugating enzyme E2 E2. Lineage: Eukaryota; Metazoa; Chordata; Aves; Passeriformes; Cinclidae. The coding region runs from base 1 to 606 and encodes 201 amino acids. The transcript is spliced from 5 exons. Gene Ontology annotation, biological process: protein polyubiquitination. Gene Ontology annotation, molecular function: ubiquitin conjugating enzyme activity. Gene Ontology annotation, cellular component: nucleus. The record is from RefSeq and is a predicted model, not a curated record.
AUGUCUACAGAGGGGCAGAGAGUGGAUGAUAGUCCAAGCACUAGUGGAGGCAGCUCUGAUGGAGAUCAGCGUGAAGGUGCUCAGCAGGAACAAGAAAGGGAGCAAGUUCAACCCAAGAAAAAAGAGGGGAAAAUAUCAAGCAAAACAGCUGCUAAAUUGUCAACUAGUGCUAAAAGAAUUCAGAAAGAACUUGCAGAAAUUACAUUAGACCCUCCUCCGAACUGUAGUGCUGGACCCAAAGGAGACAACAUUUAUGAAUGGAGGUCAACUAUACUGGGGCCUCCAGGGUCUGUAUAUGAAGGUGGAGUUUUCUUCCUUGACAUAACCUUUUCACCGGACUAUCCUUUUAAACCACCCAAGGUAACGUUCCGGACAAGGAUCUACCACUGUAACAUUAACAGCCAAGGCGUCAUCUGCCUGGACAUUUUAAAAGACAACUGGAGUCCAGCAUUAACCAUUUCUAAAGUUCUCCUCUCCAUCUGCUCCCUCCUCACAGACUGUAACCCAGCUGACCCCCUGGUUGGAAGCAUUGCCACUCAGUACAUGACUAACAGAGCAGAGCAUGACAGAAUGGCCAGACAAUGGACCAAGCGAUACGCCACAUAGGAACCUCCUCUAGGAUUUGCUGGACCUGUGCAAGCACAUUCACUAAGUGCAUCAAUAGCCCUUCCCUUCAUUCUUAUUUUUUAUUAAAUUUUGAACCAUUUUGUGACAAAAGGUUGUCCUUACUUCCUUAUUUGUUUCAUUUUGGUUUAUUUUUAUUUGUUCUGGGGUUUUUUUGUUCUGUUAACUUGAAAGUUGUUUCCCUCAAAUGUAGACAGGGAAUUUUGGUUAUCAGUGCAAAGAAUGUUGGAUCUGUAAUAGUAUAGAGCUUUAUCAGAAAGCUUUGUAUUAAUGUGUGGGGUUGUUUUUUGGUUUUUUUUUUCCUUUCAUGUGGUUUUGGGGAAAACAAACAAAUUCAGAAUUAUAUCUCAUUUCUACUUAAAUGUAGUGUUUAGGGUUAUUUUUUUGUACUGAAGUCUUUAAUGGUGGGUGCAUGCUACUGGGAACAAGUUUUGUAUAAAAGCUUAAAAUCAAGAAUCACUGUGCAUUACUAAGACUGUGUUUAUCACUAGCCUUCUGUUUCCCACACAAAAGGCUAUUGCAUUGAACAAAUUAAUAUGUAUUUUGAUUUACUUAAAAAAACAAAAAAAAAGUGCUUGUAAAUUUCUUAGGGACCUGCCACUUUUGACUGUGGAUCAGUUGAUGUACACUUGUAUUAUUAAAGCACUCAAUAAAACACUGUGGCUGAUAAAUGCACUUCUUGCAGGAUGAUGCUUUUGCGUUUAUACAGCGUAGGCUGCUUAGUCCUCACGUAAUACAACUGCAGGUUAAAAAACUAUUUUAGACCUGAACUAUUCACUUCUUCUCAACAAUGCAUUU